UCGUUUUCACUGUGAAAGUGAGUCUUUCAAAAUGGACCUGAUCCUGGACGUGAACAUCCAGAUUUAUCCGGUUGAUCUCGGUGACAAGUUCAGACUGGUGAUCGCCAGCACGCUGUUUGAGGACGGGACGCCGGAUGACGGGGAAUACAACCCUCAGGACGACAGACCGUCCAGGGCUGAUCAGUUUGAUUAUGUCAUGUAUGGAAAGGUUUAUAGGAUUGAAGGAGAUGAAACCUCAACAGAAGCGGCCACACGACUAUCUGCGUAUGUGUCGUAUGGAGGUCUGCUAAUGCGACUUCAGGGAGAUGCUAAUAAUCUGCAUGGAUUUGAAGUGGACUCCAGGGUCUAUCUCCUGAUGAAGAAACUGGCUUUCUGAUCGUGUCUCCUGUCCUGAAGGACACUCGCUUCUGAGGACUGAAAAAACAUAUGCAUUCUUAUCAUCAUCAUCACUUUUUUCUUCUUUUUUACCUUUGAGGCUUUCCCGUUGAUGAGAAACUGGUAUUGCUAAUAAUAUCUGGAAACUAUGGCCCAUGGUACAUUACAUAAAAAAAACAUAUGGUUACACAUAUAUAUUCAAACCAUACGACUGCUCAGUUGAUGAACUGUUUUCUCAUUGCAUCUAGUGCACUAUAUCGGCCAAACAAAGCCCUGGUGAAUCACAUUGUUGUUUUUUGCAUGUUUAUUUCCUUUUAAAGCAUUUAGUAAAUGAGAAACUGUUUAGUAGUAACAAGCUUUUGGAGGCAUACAGUAUCUUAAAGGAACACUCCACUAUUUUUGAAAAUAGGCUUAUUUUCCAACUCCCCUAGAGUUAAA
This is a messenger RNA of Sinocyclocheilus grahami, 813 nucleotides long. Its product is annotated as DNA-directed RNA polymerases I, II, and III subunit RPABC3-like. The transcript has 4 exons. Gene Ontology annotation, cellular component: RNA polymerase III complex; RNA polymerase II, core complex; RNA polymerase I complex. NCBI's taxonomy places the organism in Eukaryota, Metazoa, Chordata, Actinopteri, Cypriniformes, Cyprinidae. The coding region runs from base 32 to 376 and encodes 114 amino acids. Gene Ontology annotation, biological process: DNA-templated transcription. The record is from RefSeq and is a predicted model, not a curated record.